Messenger RNA from Styela clava, 1186 nucleotides. Lineage: Eukaryota; Metazoa; Chordata; Ascidiacea; Stolidobranchia; Styelidae. The record is from RefSeq and is a predicted model, not a curated record.
AAUUCGUUAAAUGGCUGAACGUGAGCGUCAACCUCCAGUUAUUCAUGUUCAACUUCCAGCUAUCAAUGUCCAUUAUCAGGAAGGAACGAGGUUUGCUGGAGAUAAAGUUGGGCACAAGACGGAUGUUCAGGCUGCAAAGAUUCGACAGGUCGUCGUUCCAACACCAGGUAACUCAGCAGCUACUCAGCCAGAAACACUACAACAUGAUUCGAUUCCAACAAAUGUUUUCACAGAAUCAGAUGAAGAGAAAGUAGAGAACUCACCAAUGCUGUUUACACAAAACACCGAACGUACAUCCUCAUCCUCUGACGUCACACAAUCGCUUGGAAGUAUGAAUUUGAGCGGCGGAAUGAUGGAUUUCAUCGCAUUUGAGAAUUCGCGUCAUCUCAUGCAAAAUAACGAAUUCAUCGAAGCUGCGGAUCAGAUGGAAGAUCUUUCGCCGUCACCAUAUCAACAGCUAAUGAUGUCAGAAUGCUACUUUCAACUCGGAAGAGAAAGAAACGCAUUGAGGUGUGUUGAAGCGUUACAAACAAUGAUGACGUCAUCACCGAAACCUAAAGUCGAUGACGUAAUCAAAUUAGUUGAUUUUUACAUUUCUGAUUCCUCUCAUAUUCGUGCAUUGAUUUUACUCUCUUGUUGUGCUAAGUUGUAUAAGUUCGAUUCGAACACGAAUGAUUCGGUUGAUGGGAUUAGGAAUUGCGCAUUUAAAUGUUACAGCGUGAUCGAGGCUAUGGCUAAGGAAGGCGAUAGAAUGAAAGCGAUUGCAACAGAUGUUGGCUUGGGAAUGAUCACUGAUAUGUUGACAGAGUUGAGAUCAGUAUCAGGAUCUGAUAAGAAUAAUAGAGCGAAUAUGGAAGCGAGAUGCUUGAAUUAUGUUGGUUUGAGUUACGAUGCGGUUGGCAAAUAUAAGAAAGCGAUCGAAUUUUAUAACGAAGGUGGAGGUUUGUUGAAAAAAACGUUUGGUUCAAACGCUGGAAAAUAUUAUGUGUUUGGGAAUCUAUUAAACAACAUUGGCUCAGCGCAUAAAAAUCUCGGUGAUUAUUCCAAGGCUGAAUCGUUUUAUUUGCAAUCUCUGGAUGCGACUGAGAAAGCUGAGAAUUGGCCUAGUGAUAAGAAGAAACAAGCUAGUAUAGAAACGACAACGAAAAACUUGAAAAACACCCGGGAAAUGAUGAAAAAGUGUUGA